Saccharomyces eubayanus is the source of this 2040-nucleotide messenger RNA. RefSeq names its product Arf family guanine nucleotide exchange factor YEL1 (gene YEL1). The coding region runs from base 1 to 2040 and encodes 679 amino acids. Gene Ontology annotation, molecular function: guanyl-nucleotide exchange factor activity. The transcript has a single exon. The record is from RefSeq and is a predicted model, not a curated record. Lineage: Eukaryota; Fungi; Ascomycota; Saccharomycetes; Saccharomycetales; Saccharomycetaceae. Gene Ontology annotation, biological process: regulation of ARF protein signal transduction.
AUGUGCGUUAGUCUAAAUAACGAUGCCUGUGGGGCCUUGCGAAGAAGCCACGAUGGCCCUUGCAGCGAAGGUGAAGGUGUACUUCGUGGCAGUAAAUCGAUGCCCGUUGGCGAGCAAGAUCUAUUACAGUCUCCCGGGAUGAUUAACAUGUGUGAGUUUUUGCAAGACGAUGAAGUUGUUGACGACGAGAAAUCCGUGGUACAUGUUGCUACAACAAUUUCUGCGGAGACAAGUGUGGAAAGCGUAGAGUCCAAUCAGUCCAAAAAGGCUGAUCAGAGGUAUCGUCACAUUGCGUUAGAUAUUUUGGAAGGUACUUUCAUAGAGAUACCGUAUAAGGAAUACGCAAACUUCUUGGGGAGUGAAGGCAACCACCGAAUUUUAACUGAGUUUAUAAAAUUAUUGGAUCCCCUUCCACUAUCGUUAUUGGAGGCUCUUUCCAAUUUAUCGAAUAGUAUCUAUUUCAUCGCAGAAGCGCAAAAUAUUGACCGAACACUGGAGUGCUUGAGUAAAGAAUGGAUACAGUGUCAUCCGGAUACCCAUUGGAAAUCAAGCUAUAAGUUGUGCCACAUUGUUUUAUUUUCUUUGUUAAUAUUGAAUUCAGAUCUGCAUAACGAUUUUCAAAUCGACCAUAAAAAGACUAAAUUUUCUAUGGUUGCAUUCAUCAACAAUACCCUGAGAGCAUUGAGAGAAGAGAGCGAAUAUGAAGAAUUGGAAAUCUGUGCCGGCGAACAUCUGAUCAUCGACGAACUUUCAGAAUACUACAAGUUGCUGAAUGAGACCCCUUUACCGCUGCUUACGGAAUCCGAAACAUCAAUCGCUACAUCCGAGUACGAACCUUCUUUGAACAGAUUCUCUACUUUGGGAUCGCGAGAAUAUAGUAUAUCAAAUCUGCGUGGUAUGGCCUCUAGUUCUACAACCCUAUAUCCCAGAGAUAAUCAAAACUCUAUAAGAGAAGUGAGCGCGAAAUCCAACAGGAACUUUCAUAAUAAUAAGCCCAUGCAGACGCUAUACUGUAAGGAACCGUUUGACGAUGAUUUAGUAAGCGACAGCGGUUCUAGUUGGUUUGUUGACGGUCUGGUUUCAAUUAGCAAAAAGUCACUACCAAACAGAUUCUUUAAGAGAGACAGAGAUCAAGAAACUACACCAAAAGUGCACUCUAAAAGAUCGUUUUUUGGGUGGCUUAAACCAUCGAAAAGUAAAACGUUUAUUGACCACACAUCUCGUACAACCUCUUUAUCGUACUUAAGUAAGGAUUCCGAAUGGGAUAGAGUGAAAGUACAAAUCAGAGAAGGCAGAAUGCUUAUUUUCAAAAUAAAGCAAAAUGUGAAGGAUAUCCACCAAUCCAAUGGGACAAACAGCACUGCUAUUGACUAUUACAAAGAAAUUAGUAGUUCUUAUUUUGCUUAUUCGCUAUUUGAAGCUGAAGCACAAGUGGUGCAAGAUAAUAUAAUUAUCGGCUGUGAAGCAGUAAACAUAAACAAAAAUGCGAAAAAGAAAAAGGGAAACUUUACUGUAAUCUUCCCUGAAGACAUCAAUGGUCCUGAAACUGUCUUAGAGUUUCAAACCAAAGACAUUGCAGAAUCUCAUAAAUUCACGCAGUGUAUCAACUUCUGGGCGGGUAGGAUUUCGCCCGUGCCCAUGACACAAUUCGAACUAGUGUCCAAUGAAGAAUAUGGGUGGAGUGACAAAGUCUUUACCGAUCUUACGUGCUUUGAUUUAAAGCAAACCACUAUAAGCGAAUGGAAACCACUGCUAGGCCUGGAAUUAUUAUAUGAAGACUCAAAGGAUAUGGAGACUAAAUUGAAGGAUAGGUUGGAAGAAUUGAUGGAUUUCACCAAGCAGUUGGGAGUAUGGAUAGACAGGCACAACGAAAUCAAGGACAAGCUAGUUGAAAUUUGGAGCUUUGAUGAGAAUUGUUUUGAAGUGGUUAUGAAUAAUUGGAACUCCAAAUAUUUGUACAUGAAUACCCAAUACAAGAAGCGACUAACUUAUUUAGAAGCUUUACAGAAAGCCAUGGAGUCUGUCCCGCUAGACAUUUAA